Messenger RNA from Otolemur garnettii (small-eared galago), 3464 nucleotides. It is a transcript of the gene FAM111B, whose product is annotated as family with sequence similarity 111 member B. Lineage: Eukaryota; Metazoa; Chordata; Mammalia; Primates; Galagidae. The record is from RefSeq and is a predicted model, not a curated record. The transcript has 2 exons. Bases 1125 to 3302 code for a protein of 725 amino acids.
UUUCUUUUCUGUUAGGAAAUGUUCAUAAUGAAAAGUCUCAAAAGUAUACCCUCUGGAGUUUCAUGACCUUAAGAAAAAGUUUAACCUCUCUGUUCAAGUUCUUUAUCUUGUGAACAAUAAUCUAAUAUCUAAGUAGAGCAGUAAUCCCUACCUUACAGGGUUGUGCAGAUUACAUCAGGUAGUUUAUGAAAAGCUCUGAGAACAGGGCAGAGUGCACCAUCUGCCUCCUGCAUUCGCUCAGUGAAUGCAUCUCUAUAAACGCAGCUGGACUGAGGGGCUGCCACGCGCCAGAUGUUGUUUUAGGUGUGAGGCACUAAAGACAGAAGCGGCUGCUGCCCCCACCAGGAUUGCUCUUUCUCGUGGUGUUCAUCACCAUAGGGGAUUUCACCAUUUUAUUUAAAUUGUUUGUUCUCUUCUAAGGAGACAUUGGAGGAAAGAGGAAAAAAUAUCUCUCUAAACAAAAAAACUGAAGACAGCUAACUAAGUUUUCUUGCUAUCAACCUGGAGCAAACAUUUCACAUUUCUGUUUGAAAUCUCAUUCCAAAUUUGUUGUGUCAUCUGUUCCUAUGCAGUUCUAUCCCCUCCCAUUUCCCUGUCAUUUUCCCAUCCCUUGCCAUCUCCAUCUUCAGUGGCAACUGGAUUGAACAGCAAUGUAAAUAGAACACCUCUGUGAAUUCUCCCACUGCAGACUCUUCCAUGGGGUACUGUGCUCACAUUUGGAUUCUAGCUGUGCCAUGUAGCUCUGGCCUGGGGCUGGAGCUGCCUUCUCUAACCUACACUUUUCCCAUCUGCAAAAUGCACACACACCUACAUUCCAUGGAAUCUGUGGGAUUGGCGAUUAAAGGUAAUUUUUGUUAAGUGUUCAUGGGGGAUUGCCUGACAAGUAGUUUUGUGUACAAGAGAGUUAUUAUCAUUGGGGUGAUUAGAGUUGAUGAAUAACCUCCUUGCUAACGUAACAUCUGCAGAGAGAGUGAGACUGGAGCUCAAGGGAAAAGGUGGGACAUGAGACUCCUGUCCAUCUUUUUCCUCUAUACAAUUAGUGAUAGCCACAAAGAAACUGCUAUAACUUGAAACUUUUUGACAUUAGUGUCUCGGCUGAGCCACCUCUUUCUCUUCAAGCCAUCAUGAGCGACAAGAAGCACAGAUCACAGAUCCCGUUUGAUGCAAAGAAUAACAAGAAAAUCAAGGACUAUUUUUCACAGGGUACAUGUGCUGACACCCCUCCUUAUCAUUGCUUAUCUGACAUGAGAGAGUGUAACAGCACCUCUAAACUCACAAGUGAAGUCAACAGGCGCAAAACAGCCUCUGAAAUUCAGAGUCCAAAUCAGAGCACCAAUAAAGAUUGUUGUUUCACCUUUACUUUAAAUGCAACCUGUAGAAAAUCAAACCACAGUGUGUUUACAGUUCGUGGUGAACCCAAUGAGAGCAUCUUCUCAGCUCUGAGCGGUCACGACCAUUUCAAUGAAAAGAUGAAGGAUCAUUUCACCAAGGACAUUAUUGUCUCUGAGGAGGAUAAAGAAAUAAAAAGAUAUAUCAAUUUGGGAAUGCCUCUCAAGUGCCUGCCUAGAGAUUCUCAUUUAAAUAUAGAACUGGUUCAAAGAAAGAAGGGCCACGAAGAAGACGAUCAGAUUUUGCGUCGAUGUGAGAAUCCAGACGUUGAAUGCAUUCUUUUUCAUGUUGUUGCUGUCGGGAAGACGAUAAAGAAGAUUGUUAAGAUCAACAAACUUCAUGAAGAAGGAGGUAGACUUUGCAUCUAUGCCUUGAAGGGUGAGACUAUCCAGGAAGCUUUAUGCAAGGAUGGCCGAUUUCGGUCUGAUCUACAUGAAUUAGAAUGGAAAAUGAAGGAAGGUCACCAGAAAAUUUAUGGAAAGAGGUCAAUGGUGGAUGAAGUAUCUGGAAAAGUCUUAGAAAUAGACAUUUCAAGAAAUAAACACAGGAAGCAAGGUGAAAAUACUAAACAGAAGGAGAAUGCCAGUGAUGAAAUCACACCCUCUGGCCUGAUACAAUCUAAGGAAAAGAUCCAUGAAGCAGAAAAAGAUGGAGAGGAUGAAGAUGUCAAACUCAGCAGAGAAAAAACUUACCCACAUGACAGUAUACAGCAUGAUCUUCAAGAUAAAAUCAAUCGGACAAUUUCUGAGAUUAGAAGUCAUUAUGAUCAUAGUUCUGGCAAACAGCUGCUAGUUGGGCAGAGGCCCCCUGAAAAUAGAAAACAUCCGAUUAAUAUUAAUCUGGGUAUCUCAAUGAAGAUACCUCAUCUAUAUAAUCUCCAAAUGUUGAAUGAAGACAUAAUGCAGCAAUAUCCAAAUUUCAAAGUUGAGGCAGGUUUGAUGAGAAAGUAUUUCCAGAUAGAACAGGAGAGAAAUGAUCUGACAACAUUCCAACAAUUCAACAUUUAUGAAAAGUACUUUGGAAAAGUGACUAAAAGUUCUCUUUCAGUUGCAACGUGUAAGCAACUUAGUUACCUUAGUAAGUCCGUUGGCUUCAUGAAAUGGGACAAUAAUGGCAAUACAGGCAAUGCUACUUGCUUUGUCUUCAAUCACGGUUAUAUUUUCACCUGUCGACAUGUUGUAAAUCUUAUAGUGGGUAAAGGCAUACAUCCAAGUUUGUGGCCUGAUAUAAUCAGUAAAAGUGCAAAGGUAACCUUCACUUAUACAGAUUUCAUUCCUCCUAAAGACGAUUGGUUUUCCAUCGAGCCAUGGUUUGAAGUGUCUGAUAAUGACCUAGAUUAUGCCAUUUUAAAACUAAAAGAAAAUGGAAAUGCAUUUCCUCCAGGCCUCUUUGCACAAGUUUCCCGUCAACCACCUAGUGGUUUGUUGUACUUAAUUGGUCAUCCAGACAGCCAGAUCAAGAAAAUAGAUGAUUGUGCUGUGAUUUCUCUAAAUGAACGAUUAAAAAGGUAUCAGCAGUAUCUUUAUUGUGGGUUGGCAGAACCCCAGGCUGCCACUGGUAAUGUUUGCCCAAUGUUUACCAAAAGAAGUUUCCCAUUAGAGGCUUGGGACAGCAACACACUGACUUACGAUACCUGUUUUGCUGAUGGGGCCUCUGGUUCCCCAGUGUUUAAUGCAUCUGGCAAAUUGGUUGCUAUUCAUUCCUUUGGGCAUUUUUAUAACCAGGAUAAUAAGCCUUGUGCCUUUAUAGAAUUUGGCUUUUAUAUGGAUUCUAUCCUUCACAAUAUUGAAAAGCGAAAUGAGUCCUUCUACAGAUUAUUACAUGAAGAAAAAAUAGAGAAUGAAAAUGAAGACAAAACUGACAAGUGUGAGUUCCCACGUCAAGAUCAUCAGACUGAACCCAUGGAAGUCUAGGGAAAACAGGUGCUGCCUGCAAGGAAAUGGUCUAGUAGUUUAAAUUGUUGAGGGCUGUUUCCAUAAAAUAGAGUGAUAUCACUUUCUUUGUUAGAAAUUUGUAGUAAAUGAUGAGUAUGUAUAAAACAUAAUUUAAGUUAGAGCCUAAAUAAAUAACUGAUU